Maudiozyma barnettii is the source of this 960-nucleotide messenger RNA. It is a transcript of the gene TRS31, whose product is annotated as TRAPP subunit TRS31. Bases 1 to 960 code for a protein of 319 amino acids. Gene Ontology annotation, cellular component: TRAPPII protein complex; TRAPPI protein complex; TRAPPIII protein complex. Gene Ontology annotation, biological process: endoplasmic reticulum to Golgi vesicle-mediated transport. The transcript has a single exon. The record is from RefSeq and is a predicted model, not a curated record. NCBI's taxonomy places the organism in Eukaryota, Fungi, Ascomycota, Saccharomycetes, Saccharomycetales, Saccharomycetaceae.
AUGUCACAGGAUAUAAUAUAUACAAGCACAUCUGAUGAAAGCUUCAAGAAUAGGUCUACCGGAUACGAGUACACAGUGGGCCCUAAACCUUCACUUCCGGACGAAUGCAACAGAUCGCCAUUGACUUCAAAAUUAUAUUCAGAAUCAUUGAACACAAAGAGACAUGAGGUUUCAUUGUCUGCUAUGACAUUUCUCUUUCAGGAGAUGAUCUCAUCAUUACAUAAGGAAUGCAAAACGGUCACAGAGUUUGAAACUAAAUUGUCUAAUUAUGGUGAAUCCAUCGGUUCGCGGUUAUUAGAAUUAUUAAACUUUAGGUCAUCAAUUUCACCCGGAAGCUCUUCAAGAACGUCUACUUUUUUGACCUCCUCCACAUCUGUAUUAAGCUCUCAAACAAGUGCACCAGGAACCAAUGCUAAUUAUACAAAUAAUACAAAUAAUAAUAACGGUGGGGGUUCCACUGGUAAUGGAACUAGGUCCAGGUCAAACACGGGUGCUUCGUCGAAGGAUUACGCAUCUUCAAUAAAGACAUCUAACAGAGACUCCUCGGAUCGUCAUCACCAUCAUCAUCAAGUGGAGUCCUUGACAAGUCAAAUUUCUAAGAUGAGACGUCGUGAUUUAAAGAUACUAGAUAUUUUACAAUUCAUUCAUGGAACUUUAUGGUCAUAUUUGUUUAAUCACGUCUCAGAUGAUUUAGUGAAGUCGUCAGAAAGGAACAAUGAAUAUAUGAUAAUCGACAAUCAGCCGCCUUUGACUCAAUUUAUAAGUGGACCUAACAAUAGGAUAUCAUGUGACUAUUUUAUAUGCGGUAUUAUUAAAGGAUUUUUAACAAAUGCUGGAUUUCGUUGUAAAGUUACCGCACAUGAAAUGCCACAAGGUCAAUUUGAAAAUAGAACUGUUUAUUUAAUCCAAUUUGAUAAUCAAGUGUUGGAAAGGGAAGCUAUAAGAUUUGAUCAACCAUGA